This is a messenger RNA of Manduca sexta (tobacco hornworm), 1732 nucleotides long. It is a transcript of the gene Papst2, whose product is annotated as adenosine 3'-phospho 5'-phosphosulfate transporter 2. Lineage: Eukaryota; Metazoa; Arthropoda; Insecta; Lepidoptera; Sphingidae. The coding region runs from base 519 to 1628 and encodes 369 amino acids. Gene Ontology annotation, biological process: transmembrane transport. Gene Ontology annotation, cellular component: endoplasmic reticulum membrane; Golgi membrane. The transcript has 6 exons. Gene Ontology annotation, molecular function: 3'-phosphoadenosine 5'-phosphosulfate transmembrane transporter activity. The record is from RefSeq and is a predicted model, not a curated record.
AAAAGUCAGUGGAAACGUAACAACCCUAGUUUUCGUAUAAAUUGUAUACAUAGAUUUUGCAUUGAAUUACUUCGUUACAGUACUUGGCAUUACUUACGUGUACGAAUGCUACAAUAUGAAUUAUUGUCAUUCCAAUAUUUACAAAAGUUAUAUAUGUUAUACGUACCAUUCAUAUUAAUUUCAUCUUUCAAUAUCAAAGGAAGUGCAUACAGUAUUAUAAGGCAAUUUUUCAAUCAGUGUUUAUUUAUUUGCCGAGUAGCCGGCGAAGACUAGCGUGAUGAAGUAUUCUCUCCGUCGUAAAGUAUCGUAUUAAAGUAUUUUUGUUAAGUGGCAUUUAAAACAAUUUAAUUAUGAGCAGAAAAGUUUGUUUAUAAAUUCAAUUUCGUCUUUGAUACGUUUAAACUUAAAAGCUGAGAGUUUUGCAAAUAGUUACUGUUCCUAGGAAAUGAUGUAAAUUACAUCCAGGAUACCAGUAGCACAAUUUAGAUAAUUCUUAUAGAUAAAGUAUAUCAUUAAAAAUGGCUUCCCAAAAAGAAAUACUCAUCAAAAUCGAUGACUCGAACAUAAUAAAAGAGCAGAAGGCUCAAAUUAACAUACUGUGUUUGGACCUCACCCCAUUCAGCAGGCUAACACAGUUUAUCUGCUGUUCUGUAUUUGUUUUUGUGUUCUAUCUGGCAUAUGGCUAUUUCCUGGAACUGAUAUUCUCCAAGCCGGAAGUCAAACCGGUCAGCUUGUAUAUCACUUUGGUGCAGUUUUUGAUGACAAUGUUGCUCAGUUAUGGAGAGGCGUUAAUAAGAAACCCUAUUAAAAGGAAAGUACCGUUAAAAACGUAUGCAUUACUAGCAGCGCUAACACUGGGGACUAUGUCCUUCUCAAAUCUAGCUCUAAGUUACCUCAAUUACCCAACUCAAUUGAUAUUUAAGAGUUGUAAGUUGAUACCAGUGAUGAUUGGCAGUAUUAUUAUAUUGGGAAAGAGAUACGGUUUCUUGGAUUAUGUUGCAGCUAUUGUCAUGUGCAUUGGAUUAACUAUGUUUACUUUGGCUGAUUCCAGCACAUCGCCAAACUUUGAUUUCAUAGGAGUUGUAGUAAUAUCUUUAGCAUUACUGUGUGAUGCAAUAAUAGGAAAUGUUCAAGAGAAGGCAAUGAAACAGUUUCAAGCUACUAACAAUGAAGUAGUGUUCUAUUCAUAUGCAAUUGCCUGUGUUUAUCUUCUGUUGAUAACUGGGUUUAGUGGCAUAUUAGUGGAUGGAUAUGUUCAUUGCUCUGAGACACCAACAACAAUGUACACAAAUAUAUUUUUCCUGAGUCUCAGUGGGUAUAUGGGUCUGCAAGCGGUGUUGACGUUGGUUCGAAUCAGUGGCGCCACCGUCGCAGUUACAGUCACCACGAUGAGAAAGGCGCUCUCUAUUAUUAUUUCGUUUUUGUUGUUCAGCAAGCCUUUUGUUUUCCAAUACGUUUGGUCCGGCAUGCUUGUCGUAUUGGCGAUAUACUUGAACCACUACAGUAAGAAGCAUCCGAAGUAUGUUCCCCUGCCCUUCGCACUUUGCUGGCGGUAUAUGAAUAACUUUUACGAUUCGGAGUACAAAUAUCUAAGGAUCAAGACCAAAAUGUACUCAAAUACUGUGUAGUUAGGAAAAUUAAUGGAUAGUGAUAUACUAUAGGCAAUAUUUAUAUUUGUAAUAAUAUGCAACACUCUGUAUUAAAUCAAUAAUAGAUUUUUUUUACAAAAUUA